UUUAAACAUCCCUGGUAAACAUCGGUGUUGCUGAUGUAUCGAAAACAUGUAAAUGUGCAUAUGCAUACAUUUAUGAACAUAAAUAUAAAUUAUGACAGAUGUAGUCGAAUAAUUACCAAAAUCUUUCACAGGUUCUUCUGAGAAGCUUUAUUUACUCAAUAAAUAUUUUAGAAAUAAUGUUUCAGUUACAAUUAAAUUAUUGUUAUUUUAAGCGAGCCCGUUAGUUUGUUUAGUACAGGAAGUAUUAUUUGCCAUUCGAAGUUUAGCCAUUCUAUAUGAUUACAUGCAUAUUCUAUGUACUUACUUACAUAGGAGUGUACGCGAGGUAUACCCAGAGAUACUAACUUGGUAGAGAGGACGACAUUAAACCUGGUUAUCAGCCAUGUCAGAGAGCGGAUAACACACACGACGGCACGCAAUUAGAAGUGGCGUAGUACCGGGGAAAUGGAUAAAAUCAGAUCAGAACGGGGGGCACCCGAUGAAUAAGCCACGUUAUCUCGGAAGCUCUCUUUCCGCGAAAUUCUGUUCGUUUUUCAGUAUCGCGAGAACCGUCGGACCAUAAGUACGCGCCAAAGCUACUGCGACACAGGGUGAGCAAGCGAAAUAAAGAUAGGAAACGAAACAAGCACACGCAGACCAAAGGGAUAAUGGUUUGGUGGAGCAAGAAAAGCGAGACGGAUCGCAUCCAGCCUAGUCUGCAGGACACGCGGACGCGGGUAAAGACGACGAGCGCUGCUACGAAGACGACCAACACUGCCGUGCAGAACUCAACCAUCACGGACAGCAAUAAACAGACUAUUACCUAUCUCUCCACCCGUCAGACGGUGACGCACACGCAGAGGGCGCUGAUCACGGAGACGACAACGCGCCGCACUCCCAGCCAGGCGGAGUUGGAGGCCUUUUUUGCCCAGAUGCAAAUGGGUGGUAAGGGCGCAACAGGCACUACCACCGCUACCACCACAACCACAUCCUCCCGUUCCCGGCCGCCAAGCUUAAACGGGGUCUCCUUCCGCUCCACACAGCCAUUUAAGGCCACGGCCAGCAAUGCCGGCAAGCGAUCUAGUACGCUGGUUAAGACCGAACAGACAACUGUGACUAAAAGGAAUGGGCAAACUGUUACUCAGCACGUGGAGACGAAUCGGGUAGAUCUCAAAGACAAGGGUAGUAAAAGUAAUUGGGAGCCGUUCACUGCCAAUAGCUCGUCCUCUACCUACGUCUCACCCUACGCCCAGAAACCCAGUCUGGCUUUAACCUACACAUCUCUGUAUGCCAAACCUUCAGAAACUACUAGCUCCAGUGCCAGCUCCGUUUCGAGUCUAUCGAAGCCAGUGCCAUCCAACUCCUCUUUUUCGAUCUUCUUUAAGUCCACCCCAAAGCCAUCUGACAAGGCCUCUACUGCAUUUCCCAAACCGUACAUUAGCCUGGGAACUUCAGCGCCCAGCGGCAAGUCCAAGGUCGCUGAGACUGUACGUACCCUUGACGCCCAAGGCACCAAUCCAACUAACCUCAGUACCUUCAAAUCUAGCGUAACUAAGAAUAAACUUAAACCCGCCAGGGUGUAUAUUUUUAACAAUGAGCGGUUUGAUAACAAGAACGAGUUCCGUACGGGCAGUGGCCAGGAUGUGAGGGUCUUACUUGCCACUUUUGAACAACUAAAGUGCAAGGUAGAGGUCAUUACGGAUGCCACUCUCGCCACUAUCAAGAAGACGGUGCGAAUGCUGGAAACGAAAGACUUUGAGGACAAAAGCGCUCUGGUUCUAGUAAUACUAAGUCAUGGAACGCGACACGAUAGACUCGCGGCAAAGGAUGACGACUAUUCACUAGACUAUGACGUGAUUUUUCCCAUCCUGCGUAACCGGUCGCUGAAGGACAAGCCCAAGCUUCUUUUCGUCCAGGCCUGCAAGGGCGCCAACGAGCUGGGAGGUUUUAUGACGGAUGCCGCCCAGCCAAAUGGGUCUCCCAAUGAGAUCCUUAAGUGUUACAGCACCUACGAGGGAUAUGUAUCCUACCGUACGGAAGACGGUACUCCGUUCAUUCAGACGCUGUGUGAGGCUCUCAAUCGGAUGGGCAAGACUUCUGACAUCGACACCAUAAUGACUGAUGUGCGACGCGUGGUUAAAAACCAAACCAGAGACGGCCAAAUCCCAUCUGUUACUAGCACCCUUACCUCUAAGUACGUUUUCGGAGACUACAUUUGAUGUACAUAGUAUUCUUAACAAUAUAUUUAACUCAAUAUUAGACAUUACACUUACAUAAAUGACAAGAUGUAGAAAAGUCAUCGUUGUGAUUCGUGGACAAUAAAACUUAUAGUUAAAUUCUAAUCAAUAUACAAAGUAAAAA
Molecule: messenger RNA, 2340 nt
Organism: Drosophila eugracilis
Lineage: Eukaryota; Metazoa; Arthropoda; Insecta; Diptera; Drosophilidae
Product: flocculation protein FLO11
Exons: 4
Coding region: 648-2198 (516 amino acids)
Biological process (GO): proteolysis
Molecular function (GO): cysteine-type endopeptidase activity
Source: RefSeq, a predicted model, not a curated record